AGUCUAUCGAUUAAAGAAAUGUAGAUAACUGAAUAAAUUUUUCGGUAUACAUCUUACACGUUAUCUACACUUACAUAGUGUGACCGGGCUUUUAAGGCAAGUCGUUAUUAGAGAUGAAUAAUGCUAAAAUACAUUAAAAUUAAAUAAUACAUAAAAAUUCAAGCAGAGAUGAGAUGUCUGCAGUGGAGAAUGCAAGCCUAGUUAACGCCAGGGGCCAAUAAAUGAUAAAAGUCACUUAUCACCGUGACUGCGAAACCUGCAGUUUUUGUCAUCUCUAGUUCUUGUUCAACUCUGUCAUAAAUUAUUUUGAAAUUGGCUUCCAAUAAGUUUUAGGUUGUAGCGAAAUGGAGGUCAAGGAAGUUGUUGUCGUUGUAAAAUGGAGCGGCAAGGAAUACAAAAUAGUCGAUCUCACAGACCAGGACACUGUGGAAAUGCUGCGUCAUGAAAUUUACCGCAAGACUCAAGUUAGGCCAGAGCGCCAGAAGCUUCUAAAUCUCAAGCACAAGGGUAAGCCGGCAGCAGACAAUGUAAAGAUUAGCGCCCUGGAAUUAAAACCAAACUUCAAGUUAAUGAUGGUGGGCUCCACCGAGGCGGACAUUGAAGAUGCAUGCAGCCUGCCCGAUGACAUUGGCGAUGUCGUGGACGAUUUCGAUGAUGCAGAAGAUCGUGAUGAAUCGGUAGAGAAUUCGGCCGUGUAUUUGGCUAAGAUCCAGCGCCGGGUCAGAGACUACAAGAUAACUGAGCUAUCAAAACCUCGGGCGGGCAAAAAGCUAUUGGUGCUCGAUAUAGAUUACACAUUGUUUGAUCAUCGCUCGCCGGCCGAGACGGGAACCGAAUUGAUGCGCCCAUACCUGCACGAGUUUCUUACUUCUGCUUAUGAACAUUAUGACAUUGUGAUUUGGUCGGCCACCAGCAUGCGUUGGAUCGAGGAAAAGAUGCGCCUUCUAGGCGUUGCAAACCACACAAAUUACAAGAUUCUGUUCUACCUCGACUCGAAUGCAAUGAUCUCUGUCCAUGUGCCAGAGCGUGGAGUCGUGGAUGUGAAGCCUUUGGGUGUUAUCUGGGCUUUGUACAAGCAAUAUAGUUCGAGCAAUACCAUCAUGUUCGAUGACAUUCGUCGGAACUUUUUAAUGAAUCCCAAAUCUGGUCUCAAGAUACGUGCCUUUCGUCAGGCGCACUUGAAUCGCUCCAAGGAUACGGAGUUGCUCAAGUUAUCUCAAUAUUUGCGCAAGAUAGCCAUUAACUGCAAGGACUUUAGCAUGCUUAAUCAUCGCAAGUGGGAACAUUACGACCCCAAAAAGAGCUAGGCCCCCAUUUUGAUUUUCAACCCAUGCCACUUGAAUUGUAAGAUACGAAUAAGUUUAUUAAAUACACAUGAUUUUAUACAGAGCA
Messenger RNA from Drosophila willistoni, 1392 nucleotides. It is a transcript of the gene Ublcp1, whose product is annotated as ubiquitin-like domain-containing CTD phosphatase 1. The record is from RefSeq and is a predicted model, not a curated record. Lineage: Eukaryota; Metazoa; Arthropoda; Insecta; Diptera; Drosophilidae. The transcript is spliced from 2 exons. Gene Ontology annotation, cellular component: nucleus. The coding region runs from base 345 to 1307 and encodes 320 amino acids. Gene Ontology annotation, molecular function: protein binding; protein serine/threonine phosphatase activity. Gene Ontology annotation, biological process: protein dephosphorylation.